GUAUUUAAAAUCAUUUAACGGCAUCGACAGCAGCGCGAGAAAGGCUAUGACCUCCGGAUAAUUCGAAUACCUGCAUUGCUAUGGAUAAUAAAAUUGCCAAGAAUACCAAGAGCAACAGUAAAAGCGGCAGAUUAGAUGAUACUUCAGAAGCGCUAUCCCCUAGAAGAGAGUCAAAUAGUUAUAGACAAAUGCACCUAAAUGGAAAUGAAAGCGCCGAAGAGAAUAAGGAGCCGAAGGACUUUUCCAUUCCCGUUGGCAAUAUAAUGGAAACGAUCUCGCAAUCGUCAUCAUCAUCAUCGACAACAACAACUGUCCCGAAUGCACAAUUCUUUGAUCAUCAACAGACCACGAAUGAGGCAGUUACCAAGGUCAACUCGGAUGUGAUGGAGCACAUAUUUAAUACACCCACAAGCAAUGCGGUGGUGCCGACUACAACAUCCACAAUAAUGUCGGAAAUUCUAUUGCGGCAGCAGCACGACAUGCUCCAGCACUGGCCAAAGCUGGAGGACCCUCAGCGCAAAUGGAAUCGGGAGCAAUUGGAUACAAGCUGUAAUCGUGAUGCAUUACUGGCGCGCAUAUACAACAAUAAAGUGCUCUCCCAGCACAAGAGCACACAACGCCAGCAACAGCAGCAACAGCAGCAGCAGCAGCAGCAAAGACAGUUUUUAGCAACACAAUUGCUUUAUGCACAGUUUCUACAUCAGCCCCAUUUGUCAUUGGAGGUCGAUCAGGAGCGAGAACGUAGGCUACAUAUAUUGGAGUUUUCUGGUUUGCGAAAAUCUUCCGUUAGCAAUGAGCCAAAAGCAACACCAUUAUUGUCAACAUCAUCACUAUCAAUUGGCUUAUCACACGAUAACAACAAUAAUCGAACACAAAGCGAUAUCGAACAGAGUGUUCGAUAUGAUCACGACCACAUCCGGAGAGAUGGAACAGAUGCACACAACUCGAAUUCGAACUCAUCGACUAAAGACAAAUGCAAGUUAAGCAAACGCACAAUAGCUCAAUGCGCUUCAAGCUCGAAGGGCUUCUUUUUGCGCGAGCAGAAGAACGUAUUGUUUGAUAUAAAAAAGGGCCUAGAGCAAUUGACAUUACUUUGCAGUCAAUUUCAGGAUAGUCUAAGUAUGCCAGAUGAAAGGGCAGACAGACCUGAUGAUGACAAUACAAACACCUCGACCUCGACCUCGACCCUUGAAGUUACCGUACAACGCGAAUUGGAAAACAAUCGAUUGAAAAUCGAAGGCAUGUUGGUCCAAGUGAGAAGUCUUUAUCGUCAGUGGAGCAGUGCUGAACUCUAUUAUCUACGGAGCUUGCAGAGACUAGGCCUUACUCCUGGCAGCAAGCCCGAUUCUCCCACUCAUGAUGUUAUGGCCCUUGCUGCGAUUGCCUUGUCUGCCGAAUGCGAUUCAGGGUUAAGAAACAAAACUGAUGCCGCCGAAGUUAGCCCAAAAAACUGCUAUAGGCAAGAGAACAACUGCUCAAGUAAACCCGAAGUACAUUCAUCGCCAGAGAAACUGCGUACACUGCAAGAUAUUGAAAAUAUUAUACUGCAGCAAGCAGCAGCCGCUGCUGCUAGUCAACAGAAACAAUCUGACCCAGGUUUCGUGAAUGGCCACAGCGAAAGUGCAGCGAGCAGUGAUAGCGACGAAGAAAAAGAGUCAUCAUCACCCGCUUGUAUUUGGCAUCCAAAGAACAAUGUUCAUCCAGCCGAUGACGGUGACACCUGCAGCACUGCCGCCGAAAUUCUUUUGGAAUAUACUUCGUUAUCGUCGGUGCAGGCGAAAAUUAAUGCAUUGAUGGGCAGUGGCAACAGCUUGCCUCUGCCUGGCUCUGGUUCAAGUACUAACAAAAUCGCCGAGAACUGUUCGGUCUUGAAUCUAUCACCAGGGACGCAGAGAGCACCGUUUAAUCGAGAGUCGGCCACUUCGGAUCCCUUAUACUUGGCCGAUAUUCCGUUCCCUCCAACGCCAGCCACACCACCAACAAGUAGCAACAGCAGCUGUUCGACAGUUACGGGCCCGCUUGGCUGCACAUCGUAUUCUUUGAGCACGAGUAAAUAUAACCACCGGCGAAAAUCUAGAUAUGCGCGACGCAUCGAAACUCCCACAUCCUCAUCAUCGGCCAGCACCUGCCAGCCGGAGUACUCGGCCAAGGAACUCAACGGGGACGCAUAUAAGGUUGUCGCUAUUGCCAGUAUGCCAAUGUGCCCAUCCUCGGUAUCAUCGACAACCGCGUCAGCCUCCGGCUCCGCCUCAGCCGCAGCGGCCCCCAUUCAAGAUUCACCCUCAGCCGUUGCGGCGGUAGCCGCAUUCCAGGAACGUGCCAUUACGGACAUGUUUAAGGCCCAGUUUAGCGCUUUGACAGUGGCGGCUGGAAUUGCAACUGGAUGUGGAAGCGAAUCAGGACUUGGAGCUGGAUCUGACACUCCCUACGACUUAAGCAUUGGAACGAGGCUAAAAAAAAUAAACUUGGAUACCAAAAGCUCAUCAAAUUCGCAAGCAAACGACUGUAAAGAUAGUUCAAAUGAUAAAAAGAAGCCACAUAUCAAGAAACCUCUGAACGCAUUUAUGCUGUACAUGAAAGAGAUGAGAGCCAAAGUUGUAGCUGAAUGCACCCUGAAAGAGUCAGCGGCGAUUAAUCAAAUACUGGGGCGACGGUGGCACGAACUUUCCCGCGAAGAGCAAAGCAAAUAUUACGAAAAAGCGCGACAAGAGCGCCAAUUGCAUAUGGAGUUGUAUCCGGGGUGGAGCGCACGAGAUAACUACGGUUACGUGUCAAAAAAGAAAAAGCGUAAAAAAGACAGAUCGACAGCGGAUUCGGGAGGUAACAACAUGAAAAAGUGUCGAGCGCGAUUUGGACUGGACCAGCAGAAUCAAUGGUGCAAGCCCUGCAGACGCAAAAAGAAAUGCAUUCGCUACAUGGAGGCAUUACAUGGAAACGGCGCGCUGGCGAACGGUAGCGGCAUGGAUGAUGCUGGCAAUAUGAGCCAGUUGAGUGAUGAUGACGACGAUGACGAGGAAUUGGGUGGUGCCAGCUGUGGCAGCGGGGAUGAGACCGAGACAAAUAAAAUGGCCGACAACGACGACACAGAGUCAAUGAGCCAGUCGCUGUCGAGCCCCGGGUGCCUGAGCGGACUGUCCAGUGUGCAAAGUCCCUCGACAACGACGAGCCUGGCCAGUCCACUAAAUAUGAACAUGCUAACUAGUCCAGCAACGCCCGCUCUACCUUCUGCAACCAGCAAUAUAGGCCCUCUCCCUGUUAACAACAGCAAUGAGCAGGCAGCGUCGAGCAGUCAAUCACGAUCAGCGCCUGGGUCUGGGACUGGGUCCAGCAGCGGAUCAACAUGUAGCAUUAGUAACACACCUAAUACCUCUAGCACAGCGUCGCCAGUGACGUCUGCGACCGGAACAGCGCCGACCUCUGUCAGUGAGCGCGCCAUGAUGCUUGGCACCCGCUUUAGCCAUCUAGGCAUGGGGCUUACUCUACCCGUAUGUGGCAGUAAUCCAGAGCAACUAUUCCAAUCGCACACCCACCUGGCUGCUGUAAGCCUCGCUGGAAGCAGUGGCAGCGGCAGCAGCAGCAGCAGCACUCCAACAUCUUUGGCAACAAAUGGCUUCAACAGUUAUACGGGCUCUGUAACAGCGGGUGGCAGCAUAAAGACAAUAGUACCAAAUGCUGCAGCAUCUGUAUCAGCGCCGGCGCCGGCUACUGGACCAGCAACAAGCUUACAUCGCAACCCGAUUGGCGCUAACCCACGUGACAUUAACAAUCCGUUGAGUAUCAAUCAGUUGACCAAGCGGCGAGAGGAUAAUAACAUUGUGAUACUCGGCAGCUGCGACCCGCAAUCAGCUUCAGUUAUUUUGCGCCAUAACGCGGCCCAUAAUCCAUACACGCACACUCACCCGCAUCCGCAUCCUCAUCCGCAUCAUGCGCUCUUCAGCAGCAGCUUUAGUCAACACUUCCAGCAACAGUUGAACAACCAUUUGUCAGCCACAAGCAGCAGCGGCAGCAGCAUCGGGUCAGUCGUGCAACCGAUUGACACGCCCGCCCUGAAUAGUAUGAAACGCCGCAAUACAUCCGAUUCCCCAGCAGCGACCGGAAAUAGCGCAACUCCCAACGCAACCGAAACUGGAGCCAUUAGUGUUUCGUAGCAGUCUGGCAAUCCAGUAUAUGUGAAUAAAGUAACAAUUAAUAGAGCCUCGUCCCGCCCUGAUGUCCAUGCCUUAGUCAUUAAGAUAUGGAGCAGCCAACUACCUAAUAAAGCUAAAGCUAAAGUUGGCCCAACGUGCAAUAAGAACCAUCUCGAUCGCCAUUUAGCGCUCAUCACCAUCGCCAUAGUUGUAACAAGAAACAUGUGGCCAUUAUUGGAUUAGUGCCAAAAGUCCUUACUUCAUAUAUACAUACAUAUAUAACAUACUUAUCAACAAACAAUUAUCGAAAAGCAUUUGAAUUUAACGUAUACAAGUUCUUAGUUCGAGUGUGCCACGAGAUCUGGUGAUGGUGAAAUGUCAUGUCAAGACAACCCCACAAAGUUUAGUUGAGCUUUCGUAGCUAUCAAAAUAUACAUAUACAUUGAGUGUAAAUGUGCAUACAUACAUAAUACACACAUACAUACAAGCAUAAAUAUAUUUCGGAUAAUCCAUUAGAAAUUACAGGCCAAUUGCAAAACUAAACUUUUAGGUUUCAGCGCAAGUAAGAGUACUGCGGCUGAUUUUCCGACGCGGGGAGUUAUCCAGCACCCAAUUGAAAUUUAUGUUAUCUCUAUAGAAAAAAGUGUUUUCCCCGACACUAAGAUCUUGAGAGCUAGACUUAACUUACGUAAUGGAAUGUACGUUUCGGUAAAUUCCAACUUUUUCGUUUGCCCUUCGAACGGACUCAAGCCCAUUUUCAAAGAUCUUUGUUCAAAUUCAUUAGAGGGGUGGUCAAAGAAAAAGCCAUUAUAACGCAGCUUAAUGUUAUGCAAAUCAUACUUUUAUUUAAAUAAUUCAAAAGGCAGAAGUAUAAAAUACGUAGUAUUUGGAAAAUAGUUUUAAAAGAACUUACAUUUCCAUACCAUUUUACCAAUAGAAAAACAACCAACUAAAAAACAAGUAAGAGGUUCUAGUCGGGAGCUCCUGACUAGGGGAUACCCUGAACAAUCUUCUUCCAACAUCAAA
Drosophila virilis is the source of this 5153-nucleotide messenger RNA. It is a transcript of the gene pan, whose product is annotated as transcription factor pangolin. Gene Ontology annotation, molecular function: DNA-binding transcription factor activity, RNA polymerase II-specific; RNA polymerase II cis-regulatory region sequence-specific DNA binding. Gene Ontology annotation, biological process: regulation of transcription by RNA polymerase II; canonical Wnt signaling pathway. Gene Ontology annotation, cellular component: chromatin; beta-catenin-TCF complex. The record is from RefSeq and is a predicted model, not a curated record. NCBI's taxonomy places the organism in Eukaryota, Metazoa, Arthropoda, Insecta, Diptera, Drosophilidae.